AUGGCGCCCUUUCUCCUCCAAGCCAUUAUGCAAGAGGGCGGUAACAAAAGCGAUCAACUUGACCAAAUGUCGACGUCCCUGACCUCCAUGUCGCUGGACCCUCCGACCACCUCACCAGACCAGAACAUGGAGUAUGUCACGAGCGACGAUGAAGAUGGCGCCUACAUCCCUCCUCGCGAAAGCAGCAGCAGGGAACCAUCCCCAGACCUAUCAGAGGAGUUCAGAGUCGACAGCUCGGAGCCUUCUACCAUCUUCAAUGACAUGGGCAAAAUUGACCGAGCCAAUAUUGUAGAGGGAAAACGGAAGCCAAAGUCACACGAAGAUGGUUUGGUUGAGGGACUGGGAGGAGUUAGAAUUGACAUGGAGGUUGAUGAGAAGAAGGAGAAACAAGCCUUGGAGCUUGCCGCCUAUAAUCGUUGGGCACAUCGUGAUGGACGGUAUCUGCACAUGAAACCAAUUCAGCGACAGAAGUUUGAGGAUCAUCUGGUUGCAUUGGAGAAGGAUCCUAUGUCAUUAACUGGAACCCAGCGAAGAUGGAUGGAGCACCACAAAUUAUUAGAAUUGAGUUCAAUCAGGAGAAGAGAGAGGGAGAGAUUUCUACCGACAUCCUUGAUUACGGACAGCAAGAAUGACAGGAGCAAUGCUGGUAUCAAGAAAAACCGAUGCCGAAUCACAAAGCGUGACCGCAUGCGGUUGACUCAAGAGGCUUCGAACAGGAAGAAGGAAGCCAAUGGGGGCGACGAGGAUAUGGCUAAUGAUUCGCCGAUCGUCCCCGUCCCCGUCUCAGCUAUGGAUACGAAUGACGCUUGA
Messenger RNA from Venustampulla echinocandica, 810 nucleotides. RefSeq lists its product as uncharacterized. The record is from RefSeq and is a predicted model, not a curated record. The coding region runs from base 1 to 810 and encodes 269 amino acids. The transcript has 2 exons. NCBI's taxonomy places the organism in Eukaryota, Fungi, Ascomycota, Leotiomycetes, Helotiales, Pleuroascaceae.